AUGGAGAUGAAUAAUUCUCUUGCUAUGGCCAACCAAGUGGUAGACCGUGACUGCGAGCGUUGCAUCUGCCAAGACAACGGCGUCGUGUGUGUCACGCAACCGGACUGCAGACCAGCGCCGCCGGGCCGGCCCAUACUGUCCACAGUGUCCACACCGACCGCAGCAUUUCCGGUGGUCGUCGAGAACGUGACAGUGGACGGAGGGGGGAUCUGCGUUCCCGGUUGGUCCAGGUGGUUCAACACUCGAAAGCCGGACGAGUAUGGCGACGUGGAGUCGGUCGACGCCAUCAAGGAGACUGGCUUGCCGCUGUGCGACGAGCGCUUCCGCACCGAGGUCCAAUGCGAACCGCUCGACAGGAACGUUGUGUUCGAGGAAACGCAUCGCAUCACGUGCGACAUCCGAAACGGACUGGCGUGCAGGAAUGGCCCUGCGUACCAUGACACCCCGUGUCCCGACUACAUGGUGCGCUUCUACUGCGACUGCUUCAAGAACUGGGAGAGCACGCCUGUCACCGUAAGGAACCCGACAGUACCGACUAACCCGGCUACCCCGACCACUUCACCCAGCCCGACUACUCCGACUACUUCGACAAAUCCGACUGCCCAUACUACCCAGACUAGCCCAACUGUUCCGACUACCAUGACUACCCCGCCAGUCUCCACGAUCCCUACAGCCCCACCGGUGGUGCCAGGUGAAGACUUCACCCCACCAACUGACAUAAUCUACGACCAGACAACGAUUAGAUACAGCAAAGACGAGUGCACCAGGUUCGUGUACCUGGUAAACGGCCCUUUCCCGCUGCCGGACAGUAGCUACAAGGCUUCGAGCAGCGCCAGUCCGAGCUCGUCGCCCAGCCACUCGCGGCUCGGGUCCACCACCUCGUCUACGUCGCUCGGUGCGUGGAUACCGCGUCGCCAGGGGAUCGGCGAGUUCGUCGAGGUGGACCUCGGCAGACAGCGAGGCGUGUUCGGCAUUGCCUUGCAAGGGCGCGAUCGCUCUGACCAGUGGGUUUCUCGAUACCGGGUUCUGGUCAGUGCAGGCGGCACGAAGUACGCGUACGUGCAGAACUCCCGAGGCGAAAUACAGGAUUUCGUGGGCAACCACGAGCCCAGCGGAGUGUCGAGGCAGCUGUUCGACCGGCCAGUGAGAGCGCGCUUCGUCCGGAUCGAGCCGACCGAGUGGAGCCAAGUGAUCGCCCUCCGCUUCGACGUUCUCGGAUGCGCCGACGAAAGCGCGGAUCACAUCCCACCGGCAACACCGCCGUUCGUGCCCACUACGAGUGUUCCAGGUGAGAGCCUUGAAUUCCCGAUGCACAAUUUUCUUUCUUUACUUUGUUUUUGCAUGCGCGGUCGUGUGCGCGUGUGUAUUCGUGUGUUUUGCAUGUGUGUGUGCGCGACGUCUGACCGGACUAGCUGUGAAUGCGCUGCUUCCCGUUCUCCUCUUUGUUUGCCUCGGCCCAGAGACGGGAACACUGGUCGUUCGGAUGUGUCCGGAGAUACCGGAAAACCUGCGAUACUUCUGUCCCAUGUGCUCGGACGGGCGCCUCUGCGACGGCGCGAAUUGCGUCCCCUCGACUCACUGCUCGUGCUUCCAAGAUGGACAACUGUUUCAAGUAAACAGGGCAAUUAUGACGUCGAAAUGCGAGGUUUGCAUGUGCACUCUGAACGGCAUCUCCAAGUGCAGGAAGAGUCAAUGCAGCUGUCCAAAAAGUCUCCAGGAUACUUCUGGUUAAACUCUCUGGAGCAACACAAGUUACAAUAG
Dermacentor andersoni is the source of this 1761-nucleotide messenger RNA. The record is from RefSeq and is a predicted model, not a curated record. NCBI's taxonomy places the organism in Eukaryota, Metazoa, Arthropoda, Arachnida, Ixodida, Ixodidae.